UAAUGUGCUCAACUUUUGCUAGGCGGCGCAAGUAGUAACUCUAUGACAGAUUUUAUUUGGUGCAUAAAAUUUCAUGGCGUGAUUCAGUUUCAAGCUCUAAAUUGUUUGUUUUUCGAAACUUUUAUUUUUGAAAAGUUUUUAAAAAUCAAAAUUAAUAACGAAAAAAGUGCACAAACAAGUAUUUGUGAAAUUAAAUCACAAAAUUACUAAAUCCGUGACGUAAACAGUCCAAACACAAACCAAACAGUCUACCGAAAUGCCUAGAAAUUGUUGUGUCCCCCAAUGUUCUAAUGUAUUCAAGAAAGGAAGUGGGCUUAAAUGCCAUGAAUUUCCAAAAGACGUGAAAAGAAAAUCGAAAUGGAUUAACGCCAUCAAAAUUGGUCGCCGGCCUUCUUCAAGAAUGGUAGUUUGUGGAGAGCAUUUUGACGCGAGCGACUAUUUCACAUCUCAGUCUAGAAUUAGUCAGCUCUUAAAAGCAAAAGCAUUUCCACAUCUUAAGCUGCCGACCACUACAUUGCAACGAUUAAGUGCACCGAAGAAAGAAAGACGUGUAUUGAAACGCCAAGUCGUUGACCGUGUUGACCAAGUUGAUGAUAUUCCGAUGGAAUAUUCCGAAGUGGAAAUGGAACAGGAACUGCAGAUGAAUGAGGAAUGCUGCCAAACAAGUGAACUGGAAUUCGAAGAUAAAUUCUGCCAAACAACGGAACUGGAAUUCGAAGAUAAAUUCUGCCAAACAACGGAACUGGAAUUCGAAGAUAAAUUCUGCCAAACAACGCAAUGCCGACGUGCUGACGUUGAUACUCAAACACCAAAGGUAGAUUCACCACACGAAUUUUAAUGGUUUUGUAUUAUUUAGUGACUUUUUUGUACAAAGAUCAGCACAGAAACGCAUGCCACCCAGACAUUCACUCAAAGACUCAUCGAUUUCCAAUCAUUGAGCGACAACGACAUUAAGUAUUUGACCGGUUUGGAUCGGCCACGUUUCGAAGUGGUGUUUCAAAUGUUGGAAAAGUUUAAUCCAAUCAGCGACAACAACAAAUUUUGCAGACGUGAGGCUUUGGUAUUGAUGCUGUUCAAAAUUCGUCAUAAUUUGGACUACAAGAUGAUGGAAUUCAUAUUCAAAGUCAACAGGCAAGAUAUUUCAGCCAAUUUUAAAGAGGUCACAGAGAAACUUUACGAUGUUUUGCGUCAAGUGAAUAUUUGGGAUACAUCAUACAUUAACUGUCAGUGCUACCGAUGCAUAUUAGAUUGCACUGAAAUAUUUGUGGUCCGAGUCGAAGAUCCCAAUACCCAUCAACUGACAUUCUCAUCUUACAAACAUCGGCCAACUUUCAAAGUGUUAGUCUCUUGCGAUGAACGAGGAGCAGUCAAUUUCAUUUCCGAUUUGUUUGUCGGAUCGAUUUCAGACAGAGAAAUCAUUAUCAAAAGUGGCAUUCUCGAAAAACUAAAACGCGGUGACUCUAUUCUUGCGGAUAGAGGGUUCGACAUAAGCGAUUUAGUAGAAACCAAAGGCGUCACUCUGAACAUACCUCCUUUUUUGAAAGGAAGAAAGCAGUUUAGCCAUUACGAGGUUAUGAAAACAAGAAUCAUUGCGAAUCGAAGAAUUUUGAUUGAGAACGUAAAUGGUCGAGCAAAAAAAAAUAAAAUUUUAGUCGAUCCGAUGCCUGAAUGCCUUUGGCCGCUUGCUAAUAAAAUUGUUUACAUCUGUUUCAGUUUGAUUAAUCUCUACAAUCCGCUCGCAAAGUAAAUGAUCAAUUUUUGUGAAGAUUUGUUUAAGUUGAAAAUAAAGUCACAUCUACGGUUCUGAA
This is a messenger RNA of Bradysia coprophila, 1808 nucleotides long. RefSeq lists its product as uncharacterized. Lineage: Eukaryota; Metazoa; Arthropoda; Insecta; Diptera; Sciaridae. The record is from RefSeq and is a predicted model, not a curated record. Gene Ontology annotation, molecular function: sequence-specific DNA binding.